Messenger RNA from Lasiodiplodia theobromae, 966 nucleotides. Its product is annotated as Metallo-dependent phosphatase. Bases 1 to 966 code for a protein of 321 amino acids. The transcript has 4 exons. The record is from RefSeq and is a predicted model, not a curated record. Gene Ontology annotation, cellular component: nucleus; cytoplasm. Lineage: Eukaryota; Fungi; Ascomycota; Dothideomycetes; Botryosphaeriales; Botryosphaeriaceae. Gene Ontology annotation, molecular function: protein serine/threonine phosphatase activity.
AUGGCGGAACAAGAGGUGGAUUUGGAUUCCAUCAUAGACAGACUCUUGGAGGUGCGAGGCAGUCGGCCUGGCAAGCAGGUCCAGCUUCUCGAAACAGAGAUCCGCUACCUGUGCACCAAGGCCCGUGAGAUCUUCAUCUCGCAGCCUAUUCUGCUGGAGCUCGAGGCGCCGAUUAAGAUUUGCGGUGAUAUUCACGGUCAAUACUACGACCUCCUCCGCCUGUUCGAGUAUGGCGGUUUCCCCCCAGAGGCCAACUACCUCUUCCUUGGCGACUACGUAGACCGUGGCAAGCAGUCUUUGGAGACCAUCUGCCUGCUCCUCGCAUACAAGAUCAAGUACCCGGAAAACUUCUUCAUCCUGCGUGGCAACCACGAGUGCGCUUCCAUCAACAGGAUCUACGGUUUCUACGAUGAGUGCAAACGGAGGUACAACAUCAAGCUGUGGAAGACCUUUACUGACUGCUUCAAUUGUCUGCCAAUUGCUGCAAUCAUCGAUGAGAAGAUCUUCACGAUGCACGGAGGCUUGAGUCCGGACCUGAACUCCAUGGAGCAGAUCCGCCGCGUCAUGAGACCCACUGACAUCCCUGACUGCGGGUUGCUCUGCGAUCUGCUGUGGUCCGAUCCCGACAAGGACAUUACCGGCUGGAGCGAAAAUGACAGAGGUGUCUCGUUCACCUUCGGCCCUGAUGUUGUCUCACGAUUCUUGCAGAAGCACGACAUGGAUCUUAUUUGCCGUGCGCAUCAGGUUGUGGAGGAUGGUUACGAGUUCUUCUCUAAGCGUCAGUUGGUUACGCUCUUCAGCGCUCCCAACUACUGUGGCGAGUUCGACAACGCCGGCGCCAUGAUGAGCGUCGAUGAGAGCCUACUGUGUUCCUUCCAGAUCCUGAAACCAGCCGAAAAGAAGCAAAAGUACGUCAGCAAUCUGGGCUCAGCCAAACCCGCCACUCCUCGAAGCAGCAAGAAGUGA